Messenger RNA from Ipomoea nil (Japanese morning glory), 1160 nucleotides. Its product is annotated as probable NAD(P)H dehydrogenase (quinone) FQR1-like 2. Lineage: Eukaryota; Viridiplantae; Streptophyta; Magnoliopsida; Solanales; Convolvulaceae. Gene Ontology annotation, molecular function: NAD(P)H dehydrogenase (quinone) activity; FMN binding. Bases 100 to 876 code for a protein of 258 amino acids. The transcript is spliced from 2 exons. The record is from RefSeq and is a predicted model, not a curated record.
AUAAAAUGGGCGUGAAGAACCAGACGCGUCUUCACCAACUUCAACUCAGCUCUUCUUGAGUUUCACAUUGGAUCGGAUUGAGAAGCGGGUUGGGGGCUAAUGGGGAAAGGGGGAGGCUGUGUUCCCAGCAAGAACAAGCUCCAGAGAACCAACUCCAACAACCGAUCGAAAGCGCCGGAGCCCGUUAUUUCCGGCGAGCCCAACUCCGGCGCCACCGCCGACAGGGAUGCUAAUUUGGCGACGGAGUCCACCGCGGCCGUUCAGACCCUCAAAAUCUUCAUCGUCUUCUACUCAAUGUACGGCCACGUGGAGGACUUGGCGAGGAGAAUGAAGAAGGGGGUGGACGCCGUGGACGGCGUGGAGGCCGUGCUUUACCGCGUCCCCGAGACCCUUUCCGAUGAGGUGCUCCGCCAAAUGCGGGCCCCGCCCAAGGAUGACGAUAUCCCGGAGAUUGCCUCCGCCGCGGAGCUGCCUGCCGCCGACGGGUUGUUGUUUGGGUUCCCCACGAGGUAUGGGUGCAUGGCUGCCCAAAUGAAGGCGUUCUUUGACUCUACCGGGCAGUUAUGGAGGGAGCAGAAGCUCGCCGGAAAACCUGCCGGGUUCUUUGUCAGUACUGGGACUCAAGGAGGUGGACAAGAAACAACUGCUUGGACCGCAAUCACCCAGUUAGCCCAUCACGGGAUGCUGUUUGUUCCAAUCGGGUACACAUUUGGGGCUGGUAUGUUCAAAAUGGACUCGAUCCGAGGCGGGACUCCAUAUGGGGCUGGAGUUUUCGCUGGCGAUGGGUCAAGGGAAGCAACAGAAACUGAGCUUGCACUUGCGGAACAUCAAGGAAGGUAUAUGGCUGCUGUUACUAAGAGGCUGGCUCAUGGUUGAUGCCAUGCAAUUGUGUUCACUUAAACUUAAAAGUUACACCACAUAUAUACAUCUCGAUCUCUUUUCCCUAUAGGUGAGAUGUGCCUUGCUUUUGUUGAUGCUUAUAGUCCAAUUUAAUGAUUGUCCAUUAAGAUGCAGAUCUCUCUCUCUCUCUCUCUCUUGAAAACAAAAUGUAUAUUUUCCAUCUUUUCAUCCUGUGUCUAAAAGGUUGUAAUCUGUUAAUUCAUUCUUUGCUGGACACAAUUUAUUGCAGUAUAUGUGAUUCCCAGAGUUGUUUGGUUCUA